Molecule: messenger RNA, 4178 nt
Organism: Polychytrium aggregatum
Lineage: Eukaryota; Fungi; Chytridiomycota; Chytridiomycetes; Polychytriales
Product: ras guanine nucleotide exchange factor domain-containing protein
Exons: 11
Coding region: 80-4111 (1343 amino acids)
Biological process (GO): Ras protein signal transduction; positive regulation of GTPase activity
Cellular component (GO): plasma membrane
Molecular function (GO): protein binding; guanyl-nucleotide exchange factor activity
Source: RefSeq, a predicted model, not a curated record
UUGUCUCCUGCUUAUCAAAGGCGCCAAUCCCAAUGCAAAGAACCGAGCCGGCGCAACACCGACACUCGUGGCCAAACGCAUGGAGUUCCGCAAGGUCUUCCAGCUGAUGGAAAAGUUUGGCGGAAUCCUCCCCCUCAGCGACCACCCGAAAUCCAAGGCGCUUUCGAGGAGCAAGAGCCAUGGGCCAAUCCAGCAGCGGGAGGAUGUUCGCGACGAAACCGCUCCCAUCAAGCAGGCGCGCAAGCGAACCAAGAGUGCUCCGCUGGCAAGUCUCGACGAUGAGGAGCCAGAUUCCGCGAGCGCCACAGCCGAGCAACAACAGCAGCAGCAGCAACAGCAACAACAGCAGCAGCAACAGCAACAACAGCAGCUUCGAGACGCAUCGGAACCGUUCUCCGGCAGGAGUAAAAAGCACCAGCAGUAUCAGGCAAUAUAUGAUCGCCUCGAGAAGACUCUGCCGUCCAGUGCCCUGGAUUAUUGCAAUCUGGGCUACAUGGGCCUGACUCAAAUCCUGGUUGAAUAUGGCAGCAUGGUCAACAUCAACUCCGCCGACAACGACGGAUGCACUGCUCUCAUGAAGGCCGCGUAUCAGGGCUACUCGACAACAAUCUCUGAGCUGCUCAAAACCGGAUCCAAAAUCGACCAAGUCGACAAGGAGGGCAAUACGGCGCUCACCUGGGCAUGCUCUUCGGGCAAACUUGAGGUUGUCAGGAUUUUACUCCGCGCGGGAUCCAACCCAAAUGGCGAGCGCGCCGAGAGCAAAGCCGGGCUGUUCUCGUCCACGCCACUCAUGUCCGCAUGCUAUGGUGGCCACGUCGAGAUAGUGCAAGCAUUGUUGGACGCCGGCGCAGACAUCAACCAGCGAGUAGGCCCGAGACGUGGCCGCUCGCCCUUGAUGAUCGCCGCCUGGAUGAAGCACAAGCAUGUCGUCGAGCUCCUGGUGCGGAGAGGCGCAGUCGUCGAUCCCAAUCCGGACGACUGGCUCAAGAAAGGCAUUGUCCUUCUGAACAAGAUUCGCAAAAACGAGGAUGCCUGGCUCGAUAGCUGCGAAAACAUUGCCAAAAAGUACGACUCUUCGGGAAACCUCAAGAGCGGCCUGAUCACAUCUGGGAAUCGCCGAGAGAGUCUGAAGGACCGCUUGCUCUUCUUUUCGGCCGAAGAUAACGACGAGGUCGUGUCGCUGACCGAGAUUCUCAAGCAGCCUGUGCCGGCGAUGCCCGAGUCACAAAUCUCGAUUCAAGUCAGCGAUGCGACCUCGCCACAGUCUUCGACUGCGACCAGCGUCACCAGUCCGGCAGCGCCUGGUCCUGCGCCUGAUGAACCCGAGUUGAGUGUGCGGCGACGAAAUCCCCGACGCAAGAGCAACUACCGCCUGGGCAUGAACUUGGAGAAACUCGCCGGACACAAUCCCGAGAUUCUCUACGACCUGACGACACACAUCCCAGAACGUGGAACCGAGCUCGACAGUCUGUGGGUGGCCGUGUUUCAGUGUGUCAUUCAGUUGGUAAUCGCAGUUAACAAGAACAUCAAGCACCAGUACAUUUCAAUUUCGGCCUUGGCGAUCCAUCACUCUAGUGAGUUGAUCCGACACGUUGACGUCCUGAGCAAGCAGACACCCGGACGCGGCGAAGGAGAGCUUUCGUUCUUCACAGCCACUCCGCUUAUCGACAGCAUCAAGUCCAUAAGCAAACGAAUCAACGUCGAGGACUCCAAGAACCUCAUGUACGCAACCCGAAUCGCGAUUGGCGUCUGGCCGCCAACCCAUGCUGCGCUUGACAUGAUCAAGGCUGCAACCACGCUCGGGAAAGCUUGCAAGCAGCUUGCUGAACUUGCCAACCUCACUGGGCGGUUUAUAAUCAUCGACAAGCCGAUCAUCUUGGAUCCAAGCAAAAUGGGCGAGGAUACGGUGUCCGAUAGCAAGGACUCCAGCGUGCCCAACUCGUCGAGCAUCCAAAACUAUGACGAUUACAAGAGGAUCAACGAUCUGAGAUACAUCGAGCACAUGUCCAAGUCGUGCGAGACGCCCGAGACGCACGAGCUCUCCACGGCCCCCGAGAUCGACUACGAGUCUGCAUUUUUGUCGACGCUUGAUCAACUCCUUCUCGAGUUUGUCAACGCCGUGGCUGACAUCAAGCGGGUGUAUGACCAGCACAUGAAGGAAGAGUUUGUGACCGUAACGGCCUCGGCCAACCAGCGCGCAGAUUUGCUGAUCGAAGAAAUCAAGAACAGCGACAUUCUCGCCGAGAUCCCUCCUGAUCUUAGCAUCAGUGCCGAGGAAGCCGAGGCCAUCGAGUCACAGGGCAUUUCACUCGAGAUCAGCGCCUAUCCCUGUCUGAUCCAGCCCGUUUGGAAACACGCCAUCGACGAAGUGCAGGCUUCGUCCAAGACCUUGAUCAUGAAGGGCAAGUUUGCGGCCGGUAUCUGGCCACCGCCAUACGCCAGCUGGGACAUGCUGCAGAGCACAAUCCCAUGCUUGAUCUCGAUGAAGCGACUGAUUCUCCUGACGCGGGUGCUGAUCUCCAAGGUGCAAAUCGUUCUUGGAGAGGAUCGCAAGAAAAUGGAAAUGUGGCGUCUCGAGUGUCUCAAGAACGAGCGAGUCAAGCAGAUGUUCCAGGUCUGGGCAACACAGAUGGGCACAGCAGAAGGCGAAGAAACGGAAAUGCUCGAGAAGGCGCCAAGUCUCAGCCGUCUGAUCUCCGAGAACGAUGUUACGGAUGGCUUGGAGAUUGAAAUAUCGCCGAUUCUGAACGAUCCGAUUAUCCGCGGAGGCAAGCUGAGCAAGCUGAUCGAUCAGCUGGCGCAGCUCGAGAUAACAAGCGAGUAUACAUCUGCGUUUUUCCUCACCCACCACUCGUUCACGACAUCGAUCGAGGUCCUGAAUCAUCUUGGCAAGCGCUACGAAACAACUCCACCGUACGGAUUGACCCAGCAGCUUUUUGACGAGUACAUCAGCCAGAAGCUUGUUCCAAUGCGCCUGAGGAUCUGCAACGUCAUCAAGCUGUGGAUUGAACGACACUUUCUCGAGGACUUUGGUGAAAACGAGCUGUUACUUCUCAAGGUCCGCGACUUUAUCCACACCAAGAUUGCGGUGGACUUCCCAAAGGUUGCAACAGCGAUGCUUCAGCUGCUCGAAGAAAAGAUCGAGGUCCCCUAUGCUUUGUCAGAGCCACAGUCGAAUCCAAACGCACUCGUCCCUAAGCCGAUUCUCCCUCGUCAUCCCGACCUGCAUUCGCUGCUCCAAGCUGACCACAGCGCCUUCCUGGAAAUCGAUCCCAUGGAAAUGGCACGCCAGAUGACUCUGAUUGAAUUUGAUCACUUCCGUCAUGUGCAGGCGUGGGAAUGCACCGAUCAGAUCUGGGGCGACAAGCGAAAGAAGGAGCUUGCGGCCAUCUCGGCGCUGCAAUCUCGUGGCAACCUCGCCAGCAUCAAAUCGAGCGCCGGCAUAUCCAGGAUGAUCAAGCACACCAACAAUCUUACAAUGUGGGUGGCAAACUGCAUCAUCACAUGCGAGCCCCUCAAGCCGAGGAUCGGCGUGCUUCGGUACUUUGCCCAAUUCGCACUGUACUGCAAAGAGCUCAACAACUUCAACGGAGUCACCGGUAUCGUCGCGGGGCUAUCCAUGGCGCCGAUCAAGCGUCUGAAGAAAACAUGGCAGGGAUUCCAAGAAAAGUUCCCCAAGGUUCAUGAUCAAUACGAGGACCUGGCCGACCUCGUGAGCCCCAAGGGCCAAUACAGCAACUACCGAAAGGCGCUCAAGUCCAUGAGGCCGCCGCUGAUUCCAUUUCUUGGCGUAUAUCUUACGGAUCUGACAUUUGUGGACCUGGGCAAUCCCUCGUUCUUACCCAACUCCAACUACAUCAACUUUGAGAAGCGCCGUAAGGUAUACGAGAUCGUCAAGGAAAUCCUGGGGUAUCAGAAGGUGGCGUACACAUUUGCCAAGGUGCCAGCGAUCAUGGAACUGAUCAUGGGGCUCGGGUCGCACUACGACGAUCGGACGCCAUGGAGCGGGCGGAGCGGACACUCGCUCAUGAACGAGGACGAGCUCUAUGAGCAGAGUCUCGUAAUCGAGCCGCGGGAGGAGGAAGACGACGACGAGGAUGACGAGUGGUAGAGGCGGUGAAAUAUAGACAGUGUGAGUCCCAAGCGGAGCCGAACCGGCCGAGCGAUAACAGCAGAUG